Molecule: messenger RNA, 731 nt
Organism: Argiope bruennichi
Lineage: Eukaryota; Metazoa; Arthropoda; Arachnida; Araneae; Araneidae
Product: gastrula zinc finger protein XlCGF7.1-like
Exons: 3
Coding region: 1-702 (233 amino acids)
Source: RefSeq, a predicted model, not a curated record
AUGGUAUUUAGCAUUGCAAAUUCUUCAGAAAAUAAAAGAAAAACUCCAAAAUGCCACCAAUGUCCUUAUUGUGCUUAUUCAUCAGCUGUAUUAUCUCAUGUGAAACAGCAUAUUACAACGCAUACUGGAGAACGCCCAUUUGUAUGUAAUUUUUGUGGUAAAGAUUUCAAUCAUAAAGCCAACCUGAAAACUCAUUUAAAGGUUCAUACAGGAGAACGUCCUUUUAGCUGUUCAUUUUGUGGUAAAGAUUUCAAUCAUAAAAACAACCUGAGAAAUCAUUUAAUGGUGCAUACUGGAGAGCGUCCUUUUAGCUGUUCAUUUUGUGGUAAAAAAUUUGUCCAGAAGGGUAACUUAAAGGUUCAUCUCUUAAGACAUGUUGGUGAAAAGUUAAAAGAGAGCAUAUUCAGAGAUUCUGUAUUUAAAAGAAAGUCUGGGAGGUUUCACCAGUGUCCUUUUUGUGAUUAUUCAUCAUUAAUAGUAGCUCGUGUAAAAGAUCAUAUUUUAAUUCACACUGGUGAACGCCCAUACAAAUGCAAUAUUUGUGGCAAAGAUUUCAAUCAGAGGACCAAUCUACGAACUCACUUACUAAUACAUACAGGAGAACAACCAUUUAAGUGUUUCUUUUGUGGUAGGCAGUUUACACAGAAAGGCAAUUUAAAGAUUCAUCUCUUAAGACAUGGUAGUGAGUCGCAAAAGAAAUGAUGUUAUGCCAAUUUCAUGAAUAAUAAUCU